GCCCCCGUGGUUCCUAGGGCUGGGAAGGCGGGUACCCGGAGAUCGUCAAGGAGAACAAGCUGUUCGAGCACUACUACCAGGAGCUCAAGAUCGUGCCCGAGGGCGAAUGGGACCAGUUCAUGGGGGCGCUCCGGGAGCCCCUCCCGGCCACCCUGAGGAUCACUGGCUACAAGAGCCACGCGAAGGAGAUUCUGCACUGUUUAAAGAACAAGUACUUCAAGGAGCUGGAGGACCUGGAGGUGGACGGGCAGAAGGUGGACGUGCCGCAGCCCCUGAGCUGGUAUCCGGAAGAGCUGGCCUGGCACACAAACUUGAGCCGAAAAAUCCUGCGCAAGUCCCCGCAGCUGGAGAAGUUCCACCAGUUUCUGGUCAGCGAGACCGAGUCUGGGAACAUCAGCCGCCAGGAGGCCGUCAGCAUGAUCCCGCCGCUGCUGCUCAGCGCCCGCCCCCAGCACAAGAGGCCAGGUGGCUGCGGGGACAUCUGCCGCAGGGCAGGGGCCCUGGACUCCUGGGCCUCCCGAGUCCACGCCCAGCUCAGCCGGCCGCAGUGUGUCUGA
Messenger RNA from Condylura cristata (star-nosed mole), 557 nucleotides. It is a transcript of the gene NSUN2, whose product is annotated as NOP2/Sun RNA methyltransferase family, member 2. The transcript is spliced from 5 exons. The record is from RefSeq and is a predicted model, not a curated record. Bases 120 to 557 code for a protein of 145 amino acids. Lineage: Eukaryota; Metazoa; Chordata; Mammalia; Eulipotyphla; Talpidae. Gene Ontology annotation, molecular function: tRNA (cytidine-N5)-methyltransferase activity; tRNA binding. Gene Ontology annotation, cellular component: nucleus; cytoplasm. Gene Ontology annotation, biological process: tRNA methylation.